GACUUCUUUAUUUCCUAUUGAAGAAAUCUUGGCCAUCUCGAGGCUCAAGAGAUGGGCGGCGGACGGCGGAGGCCCAACAAAAACGGCGGCAGAGGCCGGGCACAAGCUGCCGGUGCAAAUACUUUCUCUUACGGCCAUGCAAUACUUGGGGGAAGACCCGGAGGUGGCUCUGCCGCUGGUCCGGCGAGGAUCGAUGGAGACCGACGGAUGCGUGGGCGGGCGAACGCCUUCCGGUACACCUACGCCCACGCGGAGUCCUCCGGCGGAGGCGACGACCUGAGACGCCCGAUCCUUCUCUCUUGCUCCCGGGAUCCCCCGCGUACUGAGGCCUUCGUGGAUCCUAACCCAUGCGUGCAUCUCGAAGCUGAGAUCCCUUCCUACGAGUACCAUCCUUCGGUAGUCGGCGGUCUGGGGUUAGGAUAUCACGGGGAGGAGGUGGAUGCGGAGCAGGAGGAUGGUGCAGACACGUUGGGCUUGGAUUUGGAGAUGAUGGGAGGUGUUGGUUUAGGUUUCCGCCAUGCUGAAGAAGGGGAGGAAGAGGAGGUGGAAGACAUAUUGGGGCUUGGAUCUUUCUCAACUCCAGAAACCACAAAGAAUGUGAGAAAUGAAGGCUACUUGUUGAUUGGAGGUGUUAGGAUCUACACCGAGGACGCUUCAUCACCGGAAGAUGAGAUUGACAUGUCUAACGAUGAUGACAGUGAUGACGAGGAUGCAGAUCAGGUUGAGGACGGAAUGCUUGAUAUUGUGGAGUCUUCUGAUAACGAGAAUGAUAUGGAGGAGCCUUCGCAAGGAGAUAGUGAAGAAGAUGAGGAGGAGGAUUCUUCGUCCGACGGAGUUAGUUUGCCAUCAGAUAGUGAUUCUGAUAUUGAUGACGAUGUUGCACAAGAUUAUUUGGAAGGAAUUGGAGAAGAUGUGAAAUUAUUGAAUAUUGACUCUCUGGAAUCUGCAAAUUUUGAUUCAUCUGAUGAAGAUGGUUUGCCAAAAUCUGGGAAAAAUCUUAGUAAGCAUAGAACCAAGUUAACAACGAUUGGUUUGAUGAAUUUAUCUUCAGAAUACGGCAUGAAGAAGCCCAAAGCAAAGAAACCAAAGGGGCACAUGCGAUAUAGCACGGGUUGGCCUGCAGCUGAUGUUGGAGUAUCGGCAGUUGAGGAUUUCAUACUUUUAAAAGACUCCAGGAAAGCAUGCAAAAAAAAGAAGUCAUCUUCUGAUCUUUCACAAUCAUGGCCACGUGAAUCUGUUACUAGAAGGAGAAGCAAUGUUCCAGGGGAAAAAAAGAAGCAUCGCAAAGAACUGGUUGCUGUGAAGCGCCGGCAACGUAUGAUCAAUCGAGGUGUUGAUCUUGAUCAAAUAAAUUAUAAACUUAGACAGUUGGUAGUUAAUGAGGUUGAUAUGUACUCGUUCCAACCGAUGCAUGCACGUGAUUGUUCUCAGGUCCAGAGACUUGCAUCCGUAUAUCACCUGAAGAGUGGCUGUCAAGGCUCAGGCAAGAAAAGAUUUGUGACAGUGAGCCGGACCCAGAAAACAUGUCUUCCUUCCAUAAGGGACAAAAUUCGGCUGGAUAAGUUGCUGGGCCCCAGUGUGGAUGAAGUUGAUGACUUUGUUGUUGGUCCACGAGCCAAGACUGAGCGUUGGAGAAGAACCAAAGCAAAGGGUUCUAUAACCCGUGAACACCAGUCUGAUCCAGCAAAGCUAGCAAAGAAGCACGAAGCAAAUGGAAGUGGGAGACGGUUUCAGAAGCAGCAGUAUUCCAAACAGCCUGUGUCAUUUGUUUCCUCUGGAGUCAUGCAAGAUGGUACAGAGAAAGAGACCCCUGCUAUGGAUCCAGAUACUACUACCACCACCCCACAUGCAAUGGUUACAAACACUGGCUCAAGCAUUGGUGCUUUCGAGGUGCAUACAAAAGGCUUUGGUUCAAGAAUGAUGGCCAAGAUGGGAUUUGUGGAAGGCUCUGGUUUGGGCAAGGAAGGACAAGGCAUUGUUCAACCAAUUGAAGUAGUGCAGCGUCCCAAAUCGCUUGGACUCGGCAUUCAAUUUGAGGCCGAGACAAGCAUCACAAAGAACAACGGACAAGGAAAAACAGAGACUGACAGAAUUGGUGCCUUUGAGAAUCACACAAAAGGGUUUGGGUCGAGGAUGAUGGCGAAGAUGGGCUUUGUUCCUGGCACAGGCUUGGGGAGAGAUGGCCAGGGGAUCACCACCCCCUUAACCGCAGUCAGGCGGCCGAAGUCACGAGGAUUGGGUGCCAAAACAUCUUAACUGUUGCUGAACUACCGGUGUUUAAUUUCCAUUCUAAAAUUUAGGUUUCAAUCAUAUGACUGCUUGCACAUGCCUUGUCAGAUAACAGUACUGAUUUAUGUUAUCAAGUAGAAUACUUGUUCGUUUUAUAAUAGUUUGUAGAAAUUAUAUUAUCCAUCUGUGAACAUGUUCUACUUGUUGUGGUCUAGUAUAUCUAUGAAACAAUUUGCUGUUUCGAUCAA
Messenger RNA from Zingiber officinale, 2477 nucleotides. RefSeq lists its product as uncharacterized. Gene Ontology annotation, molecular function: nucleic acid binding. The record is from RefSeq and is a predicted model, not a curated record. NCBI's taxonomy places the organism in Eukaryota, Viridiplantae, Streptophyta, Magnoliopsida, Zingiberales, Zingiberaceae.